Penicillium psychrosexuale is the source of this 441-nucleotide messenger RNA. RefSeq lists its product as uncharacterized. The record is from RefSeq and is a predicted model, not a curated record. Bases 1 to 441 code for a protein of 146 amino acids. Lineage: Eukaryota; Fungi; Ascomycota; Eurotiomycetes; Eurotiales; Aspergillaceae. The transcript has a single exon.
AUGCGGCCCAGUUCUGGGCUACGCACAGCGGAUCAUGCAGUUUCGAUGAUCGCGACUGUCAACUCGUCAACAAAUUCUUUAAUUCUCAAGAUCUUCCUCGUCGAGGUAAUUGUGCUUUUUCAUUGUUGGCAAUACAUCGCUACCGUCUGGGGCUACGGCCAGAGUGCAUUGUCCAUCCAAGUCCCCGAGGUAUCGCUUGGUUGCCUCUCACCUGGUGCAGGCUACGUUUUGCCGUCUCAUGCCCCUCCGUCGUCCACCACGACUACAACUACGGCAUCCACGUCUACCGCCUCAGUUUCAACCCAGAAGCCCACCCCCAACAACGUCGCUAUUGCUGAUGACUCUUCCAGCGGUUCUAUGACCGAAUGGAAGACUUACGGUGGUUCUUUCCACGCAUCUUCGUAUGUCUUAGGGGCAUUAGUUAUUUUCAUGAUCUGGUAA